CAUAUUGGUUUUGAGAAAAGGAUAUUUGCAUUUUCAGAGUCUGAGAGACACCCAAAUAUUACACUUGCUCUCUCAAGUGCAAUUGCAAAAACAAUUAGAGUUCAUGUUAAAGGAAAUAGCACAAGUCAAUCAAGCAAUAUCAUUGACUCAAGAAUCCAGAUUGAUAAAAUUGUUGAAUUCUUACCUUCCAGUCCUAGUAACAUUGAAGUAGUCUCGUUUAACAUAAGAGAUGAUAAUGUUGGAACUGAAGAUUUGGAGAGUUUUGCUGUUACAGCUUCUCUUGUUGAUGCAACUGAUGAGAGGAUCAUACUGGGAUCACCUACCCUCCACAAAAAUGCUAUAAUAAGCAUUAGAGAUGAUGAAGAAAUCGUUGUGGAAAUGGAGACAUCAGAGAUAAGAAUUAAUGAAACUGCACCUGCUGUGAAUGUCUGUGCUGCUCUCUCUUCCCCUGCAGUCAAAGAAAUAUCUAUUACCUUCUCUACAACCUCAGUCACUGCCAAUGAUCCCAAUGAUUACGUUGGUGGAGUACAAUUGAAGACUUUCCAGCCAGGGGAGACAAGAGUUUGUGCUUCAUAUGCUCUUGUACCAGAUAAUGAAGAGGAGAGGGACGAGUCUUUUACCGUUUCCCUUAGUAGAUUGGCUCCAUCUCUCUCUCCUAGCAUUUUAAGAAUAGGAACACGUGAUUCUGCCACAGUCACCAUACUUGAUCAAAGGAUAGAGGCCGAAGAGCCAAGAUGCAUGAGGGAGAUUGAUAUGGUGUUCAUUCUUGAUUCGUCUGGUAGUGUUGGGCCAUCCAAUUUCAUUGCAAUGGUCCGGUUUGUCGCAGACGUUGCAAAGAAAUUCAAAUUUGGGCCCGGCGGAGCGAGAUUCGGCGUCGUCACUUUCUCAGGUGUAGUCUCGCUGGAUAUUCCACUUGGCCGACACUCAAACCCUGCCUCGUUCUACAUAGAAGUAAUGAACCUACCUUAUAAGGCAAGGACUACAAACACUGCUGAGGCCAUAGAGACAGGGAGAGAGGAGCUCUUGCAAAAUGGCCGAGCAGGAGUACCAAAAGUUAUAAUUCUAUUUACUGAUGGCCGUUCUGACGACCCUGCAGCAACUUUUCAAGAAGCUCUGGAAACUAAAAAUGAGGGGAUUCGUAUAUUAAGCAUUGGUAUAGGACCACAGAUUGAUACCGAAGAGUUGAAUGGAAUUGCUAACGUUCCUAGUAUUGACAAUGUCUUCCUUAUUUCCAAUUUCUCAAGGGAACAAUUUGUAACUAUAUUGGGACCAAUUAUAAGAGAAACUUGUGAGGUGACGAUCGGGUUUGCAAAGCCUCGUUACACAGUCGCUGAGAAUGGCUCUUUUGUUGACGUGUCUUUUGGCAUUUUAAAUGGGACACUGAACAGACAGGUGGAUGUACAGUUUUCAUUUAUAGAUGGAACAGCUACAAGUGAUGAUGAUUACACUGGUGUAAUGAAAACCUACACUCUAAACCCAACACAACCAAUGACCACUGCACGGUUUAACAUAAUGAACGAUGCUGUCCCAGAGACACUGGAGUUCUUCACUGCCUCGAUAAGAGCAGAUGAUGAAUUUGUUAAAGUUACAAGACCAAGCACCAGAAUAGGAAUCACUGAUGAUGAUACUCAAGCCUGUGGAGUAAAGAUAGACAUGAUGAUACUUAUGGAUUCCUCUGCCAGCAUUCUUCCAGACGACUUUAACUCCAUCAAAAGAUUCGUUGCCCAAUUCACCAGCGAGUUCCCAAUCGGUACAGGUCAGGCUCAAUUCGGCAUCGUUACUUUUAGCACCGACGCUUACCUCAGCAUCAAACUGGGAGAGUUUGACUCACAAAAUGAACUAACUCAAGCUAUAAGUGGUAUACAGCAAAAGCCCGGACUCACUAAUACUGCAGAGGCGUUGAGGAUAGCUAGAGAAGAAUUAUUAAAGAAUGGUCGAGAGAGUGUUCCUCGUGCUGUACUAAUUGUGACAGAUGGUCAGUCAAACGAUCCUGACCUCACCGUACAGGAAGCUGCUACUACAAGAGCUAAUGGUGUUGAUAUAUACGCUAUUGGUAUCGGUAGUAGCAUUGAUGAGGAUGAGUUGAAUGCUGUUGCUAGUGACCCUGAUAGUAAGCAUGUCUCUCUCCUUCAAGAUUAUUCUGAGAGUUUCUUUAAUUCACUGCUCAAGCCACUGGCCGAGAGGGUUUGUGAGCCAACUUGUCAAAGAAAGAUGGACUUCAUGUUCGUCGUUGAUUCCUCAAGCUCCAUCACUCCGACCGACUUCAACGUACAAAAAGAAUUCCUCACAGAAAUAGUUAAGCAAUACAACUCGUCAGAGACGGCAAACUUUGGCUUAGUCCGAUUUAGCUCUAGCGCCUCUGUUGUCAUAGAGCUAGCAAGUGUUAGCGGAGAAGAAUUAAUAUCUGCCAUUAGCGCUGUACCUUAUCAACCAGGAAGCACUAACACUGCAGCUGGUAUAAGACUAGCCAUGCAGCAGUUCUUACUCAAUGGAAGAUCACAAGUACCGCAAGUAAUGAUCGUGUUGACUGAUGGAGCCUCUAAUGAUUUCGAU
Messenger RNA from Amphimedon queenslandica, 2553 nucleotides. Its product is annotated as collagen alpha-4(VI) chain-like. The record is from RefSeq and is a predicted model, not a curated record. Gene Ontology annotation, cellular component: membrane. Gene Ontology annotation, biological process: cell communication. The transcript has 10 exons. Lineage: Eukaryota; Metazoa; Porifera; Demospongiae; Haplosclerida; Niphatidae. The annotation marks the transcript as partial.